Clonostachys solani is the source of this 384-nucleotide messenger RNA. The record is from the annotation of a GenBank genome assembly. NCBI's taxonomy places the organism in Eukaryota, Fungi, Ascomycota, Sordariomycetes, Hypocreales, Bionectriaceae.
AUGUCUCACCCGUAUUUUUCCUACGCCUCUCUCGGGCUCUCUCUGCUCCCCGCCGUGUUCGGCAUCAACAUCCUCCUCCAACCAGGCCGGGUGCUCGAGUCCGUCCGUUUCCCAGUGCCCAAAGACCCCGAGGGCAAGAAGGUAUCCCACUCGGUGAUGCGCUUCUUCGGCGUCCGGAACAUCGCCGUCAGCUACCUCCUCGUCCUCAUCUGGUCCAGGGGAGACGACAAGCUCACUGCCAAGUCCCUCGUCGCCUGCCUCUGGAUGGCCAGCGCAGACGGCUUCAUCAACCUCGCGCAGACCGGGGACGGCCAAUGGAACCACUGGGGCCUCGUCCCCGUCCUGGGUGGUGUGGCAGCAGGUCUGAUGGGCUGGUUCAGCUAG